UCCUUAUUAUUUACAUCCGGUGGCAAGGAAGGCUGGUUCUGUUCAGAAGCGUGAUCGCCUCGGUUGUGAGGAGAGAUGGCGAAAGGGGAUAGCGUAUCAAUAGAGAGGGAUUCUGACGAUGGAGUACAACUCAAGAGGAGAAUCACCCUCUUCAAUGGUGUCGCUAUUAUUGUUGGUUCAAUCGUGGGGUCGGGAAUUUUCGUAACUCCAAAAGGUGUUUUGGAAAGCGCAGGGUCGGUAGGCUUGUCUUUGGUGGUAUGGACAGGGUGUGGCUUCCUGUCGUUAGUGGGAGCGGUGUGUUACGCUGAAUUGGGGACCACCAUCACACGAUCAGGUGGUGACUAUAUCUACAUCCUCGAGGCCUUUGGUCCAUGUAUGGCCUUCCUGCAGCUGUGGGGUAACUUGAUUAUAAUCCGUCCCACUGCUCAAGCUGUUGUCGCUCUUACAUUUGCUAACUACGUCCUUCAACCCAUUUUCCCUUACUGCGAGUCGCCAGUCAUAGCAAAGAAGCUGUUUGCUGCACUGUGCAUCAGUAUCUUGACCUUUGUGAACUUGAUCAGUGUGAGAGCAGCAACAAGAAUUCAAGAUCUCUUCACCAUCGCUAAAAUCCUGGCUCUCAUUAUCAUUACCAUCACUGGCUUCGUUCUGAUUGGACAAGGGGAAGUGGAAUAUUUUCAAAAUGCAUUUGAGAACACAAAUACAGAUGUUGGACAAAUAUCUCUGGCCUUCUAUUCUGGCUUGUUUGCUUAUGCUGGGUGGAACUUUUUGAACUUUGUUACAGAAGAAAUGAUUGAUCCUUUCAAGAACUUGCCACGAGCUAUCUACAUCUCCAUUCCAAUUGUUACUCUUGUUUACGUGUUUGCCAACGUUGCUUACUUAACCAUCAUCUCCCCAUCAGAAAUGCUGGCGUCAGAGGCUGUGGCAGUGACCUUUGGUGACAAGGUGUUUGGAGUUAUGAACUGGAUUGUACCCGUUUUUGUGUCCCUGUCCACAUUUGGAGGUGUCAAUGGCCUACUCUUCACAUCUGGAAGACUGUUUUUUGUUGGAGCCAGAGAAGGUCAUCUUCCAGAAUUUUUCUCCAUGAUUCACACAAAGAAAUACACUCCCCUUCCAGCCAUGUUGUUCACUGGAGGCAUGUCCUUGGUGUACCUGAUAUCUGAUGACAUUUUUAUUCUCAUCAACUACAUGAGUUUUGUCCAGUGGUGGUCAGUGGGGAUGUCCAUUCUGGCCCUUAUCUAUUUAAGGAUAACCAAGCCAGAGUUGGAGAGGCCUAUCAAAUUCCCACUGAUCAUCCCUAUCUUCUUCCUGUUGUGUGUGUUAUUUUUACUGGUCCUCCCACUGACAGUGGAACCAGAAUCUACGGGGAUGGCACUUUUCAUGAUCCUGGUUGGGCUACCAGUUUAUGUUAUAUUUGUAAAGUGGACAAAGAAACCCAAGUCCUGGAGAAAAUUCUUUGCCAAUCUGACCGUAUUGGGACAGAAGGUCUGCAGCGUUGUACCCGAGAAGGAGUCCUGAUUCUACACGGAAGAAAAGGAUUUUUGUGUUUAAAUGUGUUUGUGUGAGAGUGUGUGUGUCUGCUUGUAUGAUUUUACUGUAGUUGACACAUUUAUCAUUAUUUAUUGAUGAAAAGUCACCCAAGACUUACAUUUGAGAAAUCUUGUGUAUGUUUGCAAGUAGUGGUAGUUUGCAGGUGUAUUUUCUAGUGUAGUCAUGGCCUGUGAAACAGAAGAAUAGUUAUGUCACUUGACAUAUUUCUCCAUGUAUAGAUUAGUAGAUGAUGAUGUUCUUAGUUUUGUUCAUAUUUAACUGCUUUGAAGGGAAUACUCAUCAAAAUCAUGCUUUGGCUGGGUUCAAUAUUUUUUCAAUUUUUCUUUAUUCAGCCUUACCAUGUCAUUUGGAUAACAAAUGUUGCUUCUAAGUCCAUGCGUUUUUUCUGCUUUCAAUAUGUUGACAAUAUAAGAUAAUGUUUUUAAAACAUUUUGCAGAUACAGAAUUAUCAUGGUUGUGUACCGGUACUGUUAUAUGUAUAUUAUAAAGCAAACAUAAUAUUUAAAUUUAGGCCAUCUUUGAAAUUUGCCCUCUCCUGACUCAAGGUAAAAAUAUUUUUUAAGCAGGUAGGUGGGGAAUUUUUUUUUCCUAGAAAAUUUCAACAUACAGUAUUGACGAUGUGAGAAAAUUCAGGAAUGAAUAUUAUUGCUAACUGGAAGUAAAAAAAAAAAAGGUUUUGUGUUGCAUGGUUUUUAGACAGUAAGUCGUGAGAGGGCAAACAAACAUUUUUUUAAAGAUGGUAUUAUUAUAUGUAUAUGCACUGCACACUGUAAUAUUAAUAUUAUAAAUGAUUAGUCAUUUGCAUAAGGAUGUCAUUACAAAGACCCACAGUAAACCCCAACAGGGCAUUAUAAUUACCUCAUACAAUUAUAUGUACUUGAAUCCCAGUAGAACUAGUUGCCAGAAAGAUACAAACUUAGUCAUGUAUUAAUAAAAGUUUUCCAUAUAUUUAUUUUUCUAGCAGCUGUAUAUGCAAUUUAUUUGUAUUUUCAGUAUCAUGUCUCUGAUAUUUUAGAGAUUUUUAUAUACAGUCUUUAUUAGAAAUAUACACCAAUUUUACUGCCAUGAAUACUUGACAUAUAUUAGUAUAUAAUAGUUCUAAACUUACAGUUGUCCACAGAAUUUUUUUUUAACUGUACAACUGUAUAAGUUUUAGCAGAAUUGCCUGAAAAUUUGUACACAAGAGCAUGAACAAAAUAAAGUACUGUGACUACUUUGAAAUCAUUGUUUGAGGUGGACCAAUGUUUGUGGAUUUUGGGGGUUUUGUUAAAGUCCUUCAAACAACAACUUUUUCAGCAAAUCAAUUCAGUGAGUUGACUGUUUAUACAGAUUAGCAUUUAAUUUAACUUCAAUUUCUGGUAAACAUUGAUCAAAUCAAAUUAAAAUGAUUUCACAUUAUGUAAUGUUCAAUACAUUUGACUGACACAGUGCAGCUUUUAUAUUUAUUCCAUCAUUUCCAUGUGUUCAGAUUUUUUACAUUACCUCCCCUUUCAAAAGCCAUUCCUCUUUUCCAUGUUAUCAAGCCAUAGCAUGCAGAUAAUCCAUGUAUGAAUUUAUUUAGAAAGUAUUAGAAAAUGCAUUUCCUUUAAUCAAAUGAAUAUUAUUUUAUAAUAUGCUUAAAUUAUCAUGUUUUCAUGCACAACUGCAUUUUUUAAUAGAUAUGCAUUUUAAUGUCUUGCUAUUUAUGUUUUGAAUGAUUGGAUGGUGAUCUGUUGUUAUUUUGCUCUGAUUGAAUAUUAGCUGCAUUAAUUAGAUCAACUUGCUGAAAGUGAAACUGUCUUCCUCUCUUUUAAAUUUGUUAAGGUGAUGGACUUCAUUAUUUUUAGCAUUUUUCAUUAUGCAUUUAUUAGCUCUUUUAAUAUUUUAUUUAUAUAUAUGAUGUUCAGUAUUUUUUCAUACCACACUAUUUUUCCUAGCAAUUUCUGAUAUGUUUUUAAAAAAAACAAUAUGUUAAUUAUGUGUUCAUUUUUUUUUAUUAAAAAAAAUAAACAAAAACAAAAAAAACAAACAAACUCUGUACUAGAUCUCCUCUGUAUUUUGUUGAAACUUUGUCAUCCAGUGUCAGGGUAAUUUAUGUUGUGAACAAAUAUGGCGAACAGUUACAAACUGUUAUAAGGAAUGAAAAUCUCAAUAAAAUGUAAAAUUUUCA
Molecule: messenger RNA, 3697 nt
Organism: Saccostrea cuccullata (small rock oyster)
Lineage: Eukaryota; Metazoa; Mollusca; Bivalvia; Ostreida; Ostreidae
Product: large neutral amino acids transporter small subunit 1-like
Exons: 12
Coding region: 76-1515 (479 amino acids)
Biological process (GO): amino acid transmembrane transport
Cellular component (GO): membrane
Molecular function (GO): L-amino acid transmembrane transporter activity
Source: RefSeq, a predicted model, not a curated record